AUGUGGGGAACCCACAGGAGCCGGCGCCGGAGCGGCUCCGCGGCCAGCGAGGAGCCGGAGAUCGCGGUGAACAUCGGCGGGCUCAAACAGGUGUUUCGCCGGGACGUUCUCAACCGCUUCCCGGACAGCCGCCUGGCCCAACUGGCGAACUCGGUGUCCGGGUUUCCCGCGGAGGACGUCAUCUCCUCCCUGUGCGACGACUACGACCCCGAAAAGGGAGAGUUUUAUUUCGACCGGGAUCCAGACGCGUUCAAGUGCAUCGCGGAGCUUUAUUACUACGGGGAGAUCCACGUGAAGCGGGGCAUCUGCCCCAUCUGCUUCAUGAAGGAGAUGGACUUCUGGAAAAUCGAGCCGGAUUUCUUGGACGAGUGCUGCAAGAGCAACUUGAAGGAGGUGGAGGACGAGCUGGAGGAGAUCGCCGAGAAGGUGAGGACUAUCCUGGUGGACCGGGAAGGAGAUCCGAGCGCCGUCGGCUGGCAGCGCUUCCGGACGUGCGUGUGGAGGCUCAUGGAGAAGCCCGAGUCCUCCUUGCCGGCGCACGUCGUCGCCAUCCUCUCCUUCGUCUUCAUCCUCGUCUCGUCCGUGGUCAUGUGCGUCAGCACCAUACCGGAGCUGCAGGUGGAAGACGAGGAGGGGAACCUCAUGGAGAACCCCACCUUGGAGUGGAUCGAGACGGCGUGCAUCGGUUGGUUCACCGUCGAGUACGUCCUGCGCUUCGCCUCGUCCCCGAAUAAAGUCAAGUUCGCGCUGGCCUUCAUGAACGUGGUGGACUUCAUGGCCAUCAUGCCCUUCUUCGUGGUGCUCCUCCUCACCUCGCUGGGCGCCGGCGUGAUGGAGCUGGCCAACGUGCAGCAGGCGGUGCAGGCCUUACGCAUCAUGCGCAUCGCCCGCAUCUUCAAGUUGGCGCGCCACUCGUCGGGGCUGCAGACCCUCACCAGCGCCCUGAAGAGCAGCCUGAAGGAGCUGGGCCUGCUCCUCAUGUACAUGGGCGUGGGGGUCUUCCUGUUCUCCGCGCUGGGCUACACCAUGGAGCAGAACCACCCGGAGACCUUGUUCACGAGCAUCCCGCAGUCCUUCUGGUGGGCCGUGAUCACCAUGACCACCGUUGGCUACGGCGACGUGUACCCCAAGACCACCUUGGGCCGGUGCAACGCCGCCAUCAGCUUCCUGUGCGGCGUGAUCGCCAUCGCGUUGCCCAUCCAUCCCAUCAUCAACAAUUUUGUGCUGUUUUACAAUAAGCAGCAGGUUCUGGAGACGGCCGCCAAGCACGAGAUCGAACUGAUGGCCUUGCGCUUCGACCAGGACGGUGGCCGCCGCGAGCACGUGUGUGGGGGCGGGGACGCCCGGGUGGGACUCCUGAAGACCCCCUACAAGGGUUGGGCAACAAACCGGAGCCCUAACAUGAAUGCCAAAGCUGAAACCAAACACUGAACAGUUCUCUAAAUGGUUCCUCAAAUGGCUACUGUGGGGGAAUCAUGGGGAAUGCCCUGGGGGGGGGCACCCAACGGGUCCACCAUCUUGGGCGUGUCCGGACAUCUAAGAGAGCAUGACUAAACGUCCACUUUCUCAGAUAUUGCUGCUUACUGGAACCAGUGGAAAAUAUAGAAAACGUGAAAACACACUUACUGAGGCGGAUUCAAACGCCCGACCUCGGAACCGUGAGGCGGAUCCACCGUCCACUCCCCUUCCGUGCUGCUUAUGUAAAAUAAUAUAGAGUAUAUGGAAUACUAAUCAAUGUAAUGUUUCAUUUAUAAGAGACGAGCAGGCCUUAUGCGACCUGUAGGUCGGACUUUGCUCAUUCCUGCUCUCACGGGUCAAAAAAAAAAUGCUUAAAAACUGGACUGGACUCAUAGUUGAGUUUAAAUACUUGACAAUAGAUAAUAUUACCGCAUAUAAUUACUAAUCAGAUUGCUACUGAUCCUCUGCUGGAACACAAGAAUGGCGACGUGAUUGUAAAAGAAGGAAAUCACAGCGGGGGUGACUCCGAAGCAGUCUCGAAGGCUCCUAAAUGGAUUUGGAGGUGCAUUCAAGUACUGACUCAACUGUGUGUGCCUUUGUGCGUCCCUUCAGGCACGUGGAUUGUGACGUUGAGAUGAAUUGUAACAGAAUAGCUGCUAAAGGUCUACGUACUUCUGUUUAAAUGCAAGGUUUUUGUGUGACGGAGCAUAAAACGAGAUCAAGAAAAAUGAUUUCAAAACUUUGCCCGCCUUUAGUGUCACUUUUGACCCAAAGAGCUCAAUUGAUGAUAGGAUCAAUUAAAGCCAGCAUUGGGCAUGCAACCAUUAACCCGACUAGAACUAGGACUAAUUGAUCAAUACGGGAUUAAUCAGAGGCGAGUUCAAAUGCGAUUGGUUAAUUCUGAACUCGGCACUUGUACCCAAUUAUAAGAGGGUGUGCGCACUUAUGCAACUACACUAUUACAGUUGCUUAUUGUUAUUCACCCUUUUGAAAAAAAAUAUAGAUAUUUUCCACCGUGAGUAGAGGUUGUAGGUCGCGGUAAUGGCGGAAAACGUUUUUGAAACGAUUUUGGUCUCGUCGUAUAAUACGGUUCUCGACGCCAAUCCGUUCCAGAAGGCGGUUCGGGAACUGAUUUGUUCGAAAACCGAAUCGAUAUUUCCCACGUCUGCGUGCAGAGGCUGCGUUAUACACAAUAAUGACGCGCGUCGUGGGUCAGCCAGUUAUGUUAUUUCCGGGUUUUGUCGCAUCGGUUCGAGUACUGAUUUUCGUUCGAAAACGGAAGCAAAAAACCAAAAAAAAAAAUCUCGAAAGUCUUCUGAGAUUCUCCAUCUACAAUUCGCUGUCUGAAAUUCCCCGGCUAACACCCAGCCAAUCCGGUUACGCUUUCUUAGUCACGUGACGUCACGUACUAAGAAAGCGUGACUGGAUUGGCUGCCUUCUCAACACUGAAUUUAGACAGCGAAUUGUAGCCAGUUCACAAUCUCAGGAGACUGAAAAUAUUGCAUUUGAAUUUUAAAGGUUGA
Messenger RNA from Syngnathoides biaculeatus (alligator pipefish), 2981 nucleotides. RefSeq names its product potassium voltage-gated channel subfamily F member 1-like. Gene Ontology annotation, cellular component: voltage-gated potassium channel complex; membrane. Gene Ontology annotation, molecular function: voltage-gated potassium channel activity. The transcript is spliced from 2 exons. The record is from RefSeq and is a predicted model, not a curated record. Lineage: Eukaryota; Metazoa; Chordata; Actinopteri; Syngnathiformes; Syngnathidae. Gene Ontology annotation, biological process: protein homooligomerization; potassium ion transmembrane transport. Bases 1 to 1431 code for a protein of 476 amino acids.